This is a messenger RNA of Rana temporaria (common frog), 1752 nucleotides long. Its product is annotated as protein starmaker-like. Bases 1 to 1752 code for a protein of 583 amino acids. The transcript is spliced from 3 exons. Lineage: Eukaryota; Metazoa; Chordata; Amphibia; Anura; Ranidae. The record is from RefSeq and is a predicted model, not a curated record.
AUGAACCUCAGCGCCCAAAGAAACCACUACAACCAGGACCAAAUGGAAUUGCAAUACCAAAACCUGAGAAGAGCUACCUUAAAGGAUUUAUUAGAGCAAAGAGGCGGACAGGCCAGUAACCUCAAAAAGGGGGACAUUAUCACAUUAUUGCUGGAAAUGGAUGGAGUACCAGCAGCAGAGGGAACCAAUGGACUCAGCCCAGACGACAGAACCCCCGAAGAAGAGAGAUUUGACCGGGCGUAUAAGGAACAUACUUCCUCAAUCAGGGUUCCAUGGGGUCCUAGAGUUCCUCCAGAGGUUGCUGGGGGUUCUAUGGGCAAUGAGCAGGUCCUGCCUCUCAGGAUUACUGCGCGGUCCGAUGAGCGGUCCGAUGAGCGGUCCGAUGAGCGGUCCGAUGAGCGGUCUGAUGAGCGGCCCGUUGAGCGGUCCGGUGAGCGGUCCGAUGAGCGGCCCGAUGAGCGGCCCGACAAGCGGUCCGAUGAGCGGUCCGAUGAGCGGUCCGAUGAGCGGUCCGAUGAGCGGCCCGAUGAGCGGUCCGAUGAGCGGCCCGAUGAGCGGUCUGAUGAGCGGCCCGUUGAGCGGUCCGAUGAGCGGCCCGAUGAGCGGUCCGAUGAGCGGUCCGAUGAGCGGCCCGAUGAGCGGUCCGAUGAGCGGUCCGAUGAGCGGUCCGAUGAGCGGCCCGAUGAGCGGCCCGAUGAGCGGUCCGAUGAGCGGUCCGAUGAGCGGCCCGAUGAGCGGCCCGAUGAGCGGUCCGAUGAGCGGUCCGAUGAGCGGCCCGUUGAGCGGUCCGGUGAGCGGUCCGAUGAGCGGCCCGAUGAGCGGUCCGAUGAGCGGCCCGAUGAGCGGCCCGAUGAGCGGUCCGAUGAGCGGUCCGAUGAGCGGUCCGAUGAGCGGCCCGAUGAGCGGUCCGAUGAGCGGUCCGAUGAGCGGUCCGAUGUGCGGUCCGAUGAGCGGCCCGAUGAGCGGUCUGAUGAGCGGCCCGUUGAGCGGUCCGAUGAGCGGUCCGAUGUGCGGUCCGAUGAGCGGCCCGAUGAGCGGUCCGAUGAGCGGCCCGAUGUGCGGUCCGAUGAGCGGCCCGAUGAGCGGUCCGAUGAGCGGCCCGAUGUGCGGUCCGAUGAGCGGCCCGAUGUGCGGUCCGAUGAGCGGCCCAAUGAGCGGUCCGAUGAGCGGUCCGAUGAGCGGCCCGAUGAGCGGUCCGAUGAGCGGUCCGAUGAGCGGCCCGAUGAGCGGUCCGAUGAGCGGUCCGAUGAGCGGCCCGAUGAGCGGUCCGAUGAGCGGUCCGAUGAGCGGUCCGAUGAGCGGCCCGUUGAGCGGUCCGGUGAGCGGUCCGAUGAGCGGCCCGAUGAGCGGUCCGAUGAGCGGCCCGAUGAGCGGUCCGAUGAGCGGUCCGAUGAGCGGUCCGAUGAGCGGCCCGAUGAGCGGUCCGAUGAGCGGUCCGAUGAGCGGCCCGAUGUGCGGUCCGAUGAGCGGCCCGAUGAGCGGUCUGAUGAGCGGCCCGUUGAGCGGUCCGAUGAGCGGUCCGAUGUGCGGCCCGAUGAGCGGUCCGAUGAGCGGCCCGAUGUGCGGUCCGAUGAGCGGCCCGAUGAGCGGUCCGAUGAGCGGCCCGAUGUGCGGUCCGAUGUGCGGUCCGAUGAGCGGCCCGAUGUGCGGUCCGAUGAGCGGCCCGAUGUGCGGUCCGAUGAGCGGCCCAAUGAGCGGUCCGAUGAGCGGUCCGAUGAGCGGCCCGAUGAGCGGUCUGAUUUAUUUGGGUGA